This is a messenger RNA of Ilex paraguariensis (yerba mate), 1689 nucleotides long. The record is from the annotation of a GenBank genome assembly. Lineage: Eukaryota; Viridiplantae; Streptophyta; Magnoliopsida; Aquifoliales; Aquifoliaceae.
UGGCUGCGAAGGAAAUUUCAGUAUUGACAGAUAUUUAUCAAAAUAAGUAUAAAAGAAACAUGAAACAAUCUCUGAAUGGCAAAAAAGAAAAGAAAUAAACAGAAAAGGAGGCACAAUGCUUGUAGUGGCAAUGUUGUAGAUCAUGAUCUUCAGGAGGAUACUUCAUCGAAGAACACUGCAGUAGGUAGUAAUAUUUAUAUCUGCCCCUCUGUUGGUGUCAGCUCAGCGAAAAGUUCCGGAGUAGCACAUUGUCUUGCUGGCUUGGGUGCAUGGCCAGGAAAGAAGAAGAGAAGAAUUAAGAAGAGGAAGACUAGCGCCCAGAAAUGUAACGAUAUACAUCAUGAGCAUUCAGAGUGUAUUCGCUGUCCCCUUGAAAGGGAUUUAUCUACAAAACUAGCCGUAGGUAAGUUCUCAGAGGCAGAUUCAGAAGUGACUCGAUGUGAUGCAGAAGUAAUUUCAUCUGAGGACAACAAUAAAUGCAAAAAUCAUAAUAAGAGGCAUUAUACGACGGAAAGUAAUGUUAUUAGUCUUGACUUUCAAGAUAGUGGUGUGGGGCCUAGCCCGGUAGUAAAUAACAAUAAGCUGUUUCGUGAAGUGAAUGUGAGCUCUGUUUCUGAACUUGCAGAACAGGUUAGCGGUACCCCCGUAUGUGUUGAUAUUAGUUCCGUGAAGAAACAAGAUGCCCAUUCUGUGGAUGAGAAUACUUCACUAGAGGUGAAGAUUAUCAAAACCUCUAAGAGGAAGAAACGACUUAAGACCUCUCGCGGGAAAAGAAGAAAGCUCUCUGAUUCGCUAGCAGACUGUUCGGACUCCAUCAAGGAGAUUACUGGUACUCCAGUGCUGGUUGCAAGAAAUACUUCUUUAGAUCACUCAGUUGGAGUACUUGCAUCUGGCUGUUUGGAGAAUAUGUUUGGAAGAGAAGUGGUUGCUGGACGUGGCGCCCCUUUACAAGUUGUGGGAGAUAUGUUAUUAGAAAGAGCCUCAGAUGGCUGUUCUGAUAUUGAACAUCCAACUGGUGAGAGUAGGAACAUAAUGGGGAUGGAGAAUACUAAAGAGACUACCAGUGAAGGUAGAUGUGUCGAGGAUGUGUCUGUUUUAGACGUCCUGGGAGAAAAUCCAGUGCAAGCUAAGAGGGCUAAGCACAAUAUCAUCCUGAAUGCAGUGAAUUAUGCGGGUUCUGCAGAAAACCUCAUCGAUCAAACUGCGAUAUUAUGCAAGGGAAAAGUUUCUUGUGAUGCUUCUGCUAGAGAUCCUUCCAGUGCAGACCUAGGCCAGAAGAGAAAAUCCAAGAUGGAAGACACUAUUCCUCCAUUGAUGCAGAUAGGUGCAGUGGAGGAUGAUGCCCCUCAAAUUAUAAACAAAGACAAACUCGCUCUGCAUAUCUUACAGCCAUCCCCGGUGAGAGCUCCUACUGGAUCGUUUAGAAAAAAGCUUCUUGUUCUUGAUGUGAAUGGACUGUUGGCUGAUAUUGUAUCUUAUGUACCCUAUGGAUAUAAAGCAGACACAAUAAUAGGGACGAAAUCCGUCUUUAAGAGGCCCUUCUGUGAUGAUUUUCUACAAUUUUGCUUUGAGAGAUUCAAUGUUGGUGUCUGGUCAUCAAGAACUAAGAGAAAUGUGGAGUGGGUUCUCGAUUUUCUUAUGAAGGAAACCAGGCACAAUUUGCUAUUUUGUUGGGUAAGCCAUUCAUAG